AUGUUAGAUCAAUAAAUUGAGAAUGACUCUCCUAAAGUAAAAAAUGUUGAAUUGGCUAUUUCAAACAAUGAAUUUUAGAUUCUCAAAAUUUCAACAGAAUCCACAUCAUACGAAACAAGAUCAGAAUAACCAUAAGGAAUGCGAAUUAAAACUUUAGAAUAUCAAUUCAAGCUAGACGAUCAUUUUAAUUAAUUGUAUAGAUGCACUCUGCAAUAGAACAACUAAAUAAUAAUAUAUGAAAAGAAGACAAAAAAAAUCUACUUUCAAGGCAAUACAGAAAAAGCCCCGAAAGAUGCAUACUUCAGUUCUGAACAUAUUACUAAAGACAAUUAAGGUUAAUAUUAUUUCAAUUAAUUGAUUACAAAAGAGGCAAUUACAUAGGAAUCAUAUGAAAUUAUUGAUGCUUUCGCCUAAUAUUUAAAUCAACAGAAUUUAAAUUAAUAUAUCAAAGACAAUUCAAAUUAGGCCAAAAAAGGUAAGACACUAAUUUUCUUUCCUAGUUCCAUUUUAAAUUAAGAAAUGAAUUAAAAGUAAUUUAUGGAAAAAUACUAAAACUAUGUUUUUUAAUAUGAACAAAUUAAAUAUGAUUUGGAAUUAAUUUAUGAGAAUCUCUUCUUUAUUACGACUAGUUCAGAUAAUCGGGAGUACUUUUAUAUUGAACUCAAUUUUUCAAAUAGCAUCAUGAAAAUUCAUCUUCUAAAUGAAAAAUAAACCAAGUAUUAUUAACGAUAGAUUGAAUUGUUAUAAGGACUUUAUCCUAAAUUUACACAGAUUAUAAUAUGUGCACAGUGCAAAUUGAAUAAAAAUUCAAAGCAACCCUAUUUAGAAGUAUGUAUGAAUAUGUUGAGAGAAUCCUAAAAUAAAGAGCUGAUAGAAAAAAUAAAAUAAAAGGAUUAAUUAUUACAACAUCUAUAAUCAUUAAUUAAUUUAUGA
This is a messenger RNA of Paramecium tetraurelia, 933 nucleotides long. RefSeq lists its product as uncharacterized. The transcript has a single exon. NCBI's taxonomy places the organism in Eukaryota, Ciliophora, Oligohymenophorea, Peniculida, Parameciidae. The record is from RefSeq and is a predicted model, not a curated record.